AUGUCUAUUUGCUUUUCUUCAUCUUACUAUUCAUUUCUCUUUUGUCCUUUUUCUCCAGUUCCGUCUCCAUCUCCUCCUACUCCUCCUCCUCCUUCUUCUUUUCUCCUUCUUCUUUUCUUUAAAUUCUUGAGGAUUUCCGUCUCCUCCUCCUCCUCCUUCUUCAUCAUUUCACUUCUUAAUCAUGACUUUAUCUUCAUUUCUCAUUCAAUUCAUCUUUUGCUUUUUUUCUUUUCCGUCAUCUUUCUACUCUGCUUUUUAAACUUCUUCUGUCUCUCCUUCUUUUUCUUUCUCCUCCUCUUCUUUUUCAUCAUCAUUCUUCUCCACUUUUUUAGUUAUUUUUCUUCGUUUUCUUCUUCUUGUAAUAUAGUCUUCUUGCUUUUUCGUCAUCACGCUACUGUUCCUUUAUUAACUUCUUCUCCUUCUUCUUCUUAUCCUUCUUCUUUUUCUUUUUCUUCUUCUUCUCCUUCUCGUAAUAUAGUCAUUUUUUUCUUUUUCAUCAUUCUACUCUUCCUUUUAUGUUCUUUUUCUUCUUCUUCUUCUUCUUCAUCUUAA
Acanthosepion pharaonis is the source of this 552-nucleotide messenger RNA. The record is from the annotation of a GenBank genome assembly. NCBI's taxonomy places the organism in Eukaryota, Metazoa, Mollusca, Cephalopoda, Sepiida, Sepiidae.